CCAUUGCCCACCAACCCACCGACACCGAAACCAUGGAAGUCGUAUCCGAGAGUCACCCGAGACCCCUGCCUGACGAGGCCUUGCCUGGGCCGUCUCCCGUCCUCUCGGAGCAGCUCCACAAUCAAGAAUCUCAGUGGCAAACGGUCGUUUCCCUUCAUCGGAAACGCGGUCUUCAAAAACAACAAUCCACUGGUGAGCAAGACCCAGUCGGGCAAACCCCGCCAUCGAAAGCCACACCGUUAGGGCUAGCUCUAACCCAGGCGCCAGCCGCCGCCGCGAAAGCCACGUCGCAAGCUACCUGCGAAGAGCGCGGAGCCGGAACACCUAUUUCUGAAGACGCGGCUGCAAGGAGCAGGCCUCGCCGACGCGCGCCUCCACUCCCGCGCACUGACAUGAAAAUCAUUAUACGCCCGACCCCGGGCCUCAUAGUUCGAAAACUACAGACCCACCAGGUGGCCAAGGCGAUCGUCCAAGCCACCGGAGGUGCGCCGACCUGCAAGGGGGAUGAUUUCAUCGUCCGCCUGCGACAUGGCUCGAACAUCAUCACCGUGAGCACCCCUCACGAGGCCACGGCAGCCACCCUCAUGAAAAUUAUAAGCCUCACCUUUAACGGACGAUCACACCCUGUGAAGGUGUAUCUAUCAGCACCCGAGGGCCUGCUUAAAGGUGUCGUACACGGCAUCGACGCAGGCACCGGCGAAGAAGAGCUUAUGGCGAAUCUUCGGGUCCGCACACAUGGAGUCCGCAUCGUGCGGGCCCGUAUGCUUGGACAAUCCCAGACAGCCCUACUCCACUUCGAGGGACCCCAGGUGCCUAGAUUUGUGUAUUACUACGGAGGGGAGAUGCCUUGCCGAGACUACCAGCCGACAAGGCAGUUAUGCUCCAUCUGUAGAAUCACCGGACACCGACCAGACGUCUGCCCGAACCCAACGGUUCGUGCGUGCAACGUUUGCAACCACAUUAACCCAUACGCCGGACACACUUGUGUUCCGAAGUGCGCCCUGUGCGGAGGGGCCCAUCUCACCGCCGCAACAGAGUGCAACAACAAGCUCAAGCGCAUUCCACCCAGAUGGAAGUCUACCUCCACCACCACACCCAAAACCCAACGACAGCUUCGCCCGGUCACUCAGUCGACCAAGGCGGCUGACCUUCGCCCGCGAUGGUUCAGCUCCGAGCGGGAAGACUCCGACUACUCGGAGUCUCCGAGCAUCUACGGAUCAGUCCGGUUCCAACCCAAGGUCCAGGUCCCGCUCCUGCUCUCGCCCCCGGUCUCACUUUCGGUCGCCCAGACGGCGAUCUCGGUCGACGCCCAAACAAGCACAGCAGGCAGCACCAGCCACCGCGGCACUCAAAGACAAGGGGCCCCAGCAACACCACCGAAAGACCAAGGAAGCCUCACUCAAGAGGACUACCACCAAAGAACACGAGGACCUUCCUCCUGGCACCUGGCACACCACCAUCCAUGGAAUCUCCACGGCCACAUGGACCCCCGACUUUCACAACAGUGGCUGGCAUCGGUUGGCAUUGGCUACAUCGGUGUGGGGCAAAGAAAGGCAACUACCUAGCACAUAAGGAGAAAGCGCACCCGGGGGUCUGUGAAGGUACCCCUCUUCCAGUACUUGGAGGCUGCUGUCCUAAAGUUGCGGCUACGAGCUGGAGGGUGACGUACUCGUGUGCCUGCGCCUACAUACUGGUGUCCACAGUGUGAUGUCGCUCGUGGUGACACGUAACUUCAAGAAUUAUUCAAGACAACAUCUCUUAUCAGUGCAAUCUGUUGCUUGAAUUGACGAACUGAAGUUUAGAGAAAUAAUAAAACACAGAAACAGAACGUCUGCAUGUUUUUUGUUUUACUUCACACCGAAACAAGAGAAAUGUACUUCAGCUUUGUCUGCUUGUUCCCAUGGUCGUGCGGUCACAUGUGCAGGUACCAAAACUAUGCCAUUUUCUACUGUGUGAUCAUGCUCAUGCGUGAUCAUGCUCUGCAAUUCGCUUGUUCUGCCUCAGUAUUCGUGUAGCAUUGAAUU
Dermacentor albipictus is the source of this 2024-nucleotide messenger RNA. RefSeq lists its product as uncharacterized. The record is from RefSeq and is a predicted model, not a curated record. NCBI's taxonomy places the organism in Eukaryota, Metazoa, Arthropoda, Arachnida, Ixodida, Ixodidae.